Pogonomyrmex barbatus (red harvester ant) is the source of this 936-nucleotide messenger RNA. RefSeq lists its product as uncharacterized. The record is from RefSeq and is a predicted model, not a curated record. Lineage: Eukaryota; Metazoa; Arthropoda; Insecta; Hymenoptera; Formicidae.
UAGGAGGAAUGUGUAUUAAAUUAUUUAAUUUUUUAAGCUAUUAUACCGAUUAUGAAUAUGUUCGCGAAAGAUUGGAUAAAACCGAAGAGAGUUCAAGAAAGAAUUUUUAUGAUCCAAAGGGCUCAAAGUGCACGCAUACUUCUUAUAUGCUCCUAUAGCAUAAUGGGGAUAACGUGCUUCUACAUUACUAUAUUGCCUGUUUUUGGAAUAACAAUGAGAUUGACUCCCAAUAUAACUGAUCCGGGAAGACCAAUGCCUUUACAAACUCAUUAUAUUUACGAUAUAACGAAAAGUCCACAAUACGAACUUACAUUUAUUAGUCAAGCCAUCUAUAUACCUGUCGCCAUGAUGGCCUAUGUUGGAAUUGACAAUUUUCUCAGUCUUUUGAUAUUUCAUAUAUGUGGUCAAUUAGAUAUUCUCCAUUAUCGUUUAACACAUUUGGAUAAAUACGAAAAUUAUCACGACGAAUUAAAAGACUCCUUAAUAAAACAUAUUCGUUUACUUAGAGCUAUAGAUGUUAUAGAAGAUACAUAUAAUAUAAUACUUCUUUUUUUAUUUAUAUAUUUUGCGAUUUCUUUUGCCUUCUAUGGAUUUCGACUGAUUAGUCUGUUCAGCGAAGGAAAUGAUAUGUCAUUUUCUCACUUAGUAUUCUUCCUGUCCACUGUUUUUAAUAUAUUUAUACACAUGUGCUUAUAUUGCGUUCUUGGAGAAAUUUUGAUGGAUCAGUGUAAUGCAAUAUAUUAUGCGGCAUAUAGUACUAAGUGGUACACCAUGGACUCAGAAGUUAUACGAGAUUUGUUGCUUUUAAUGACUAGAGGUUCUAAACCAAUAUACCUCACUGCUGGAAAAAUGUCUCCUAUUACAAUGGCUACAUUUUGUGGUUUAGUGAAAACAUCAGUUGGUUAUAUGUCUGUAUUACAUACAAUGAGAAGUUAA